Molecule: messenger RNA, 1171 nt
Organism: Pectinophora gossypiella (pink bollworm)
Lineage: Eukaryota; Metazoa; Arthropoda; Insecta; Lepidoptera; Gelechiidae
Product: homeobox protein SIX2-like
Exons: 5
Coding region: 1-1164 (387 amino acids)
Biological process (GO): regulation of transcription by RNA polymerase II
Cellular component (GO): nucleus; transcription regulator complex
Molecular function (GO): DNA-binding transcription factor activity, RNA polymerase II-specific; RNA polymerase II cis-regulatory region sequence-specific DNA binding
Source: RefSeq, a predicted model, not a curated record
AUGAAGUCAACAAACAUGGAGUCGUGUUCAGACCGACUCAGUCCAUCGAGCGACCUCACUAGCGAAUCAGAAACCUCCCUACCACCUUUCCCAUACGAAACUCAAAGUGGCAACUUCUACUCCCAAACAGAACUCAGCGAAAAACAAUACUUUUCAUGCAAACAAAAAUCACCCCGAGAAGAAAAAACUAAGGAAACCUACUUACAAGAAAGUAACAAAAUAUUCGAAAACUACUUAUCGCCACAGAAGAAUAAAAAGUAUUUAAAUUUCGAACUAAAACUGCCUUCUAAUGAGAAUUUCUUUUCGCAAAUCGAUAACGAGGACAGGCGCUAUUUUAACGAUUUAAAAAGUUGCCAGAAUGAAAAUAAUCCGAAUUUGUCCGAAGUUAAAAUAACCAAUCAGAUGGCAUUCGAUAAUUUGAAUGUUGGUAACGAAAGAGAACGAGCAUCUCAGGGUUAUUUCUCUGAGAAUGAAAAUGGUAAUAUGAGGAGAUGCCUGAAUUUCAACUCUGAGCAAAUUCAGUGUUUAUGUGAAGCGUUGCAGCAAAAGGGUGAUAUUGAGAAGCUAGCUGCUUUCUUAUGGAGUUUGCCUCCCAGUGAACUGUUGAGAGGAAACGAAGCUGUACUCAGGGCUCGAGCACUGGUGGCCUUCCACCGCGGCGUCUUCCAAGAGCUGUACGGCAUCUUAGAAGCUCAUAGCUUCCCUCCACGCCACCACGCCGCCUUACAAUCCCUGUGGUUCAGGGCACACUAUCUAGAGGCAGAGAAGGUGCGCGGGCGGGCGCUAGGUGCAGUAGAUAAAUAUCGCUUGAGGAAGAAGUAUCCUCUGCCGAAGACCAUCUGGGACGGAGAGGAGACAGUGUACUGCUUCAAGGAGAAGAGUCGGAACGCCUUGAAAGACUGCUAUUACAGGAACAGGUACCCCACCCCGGACGAGAAACGAGCGCUAGCGCAGAAGACAGGCCUGACCCUGACCCAGGUCUCCAACUGGUUCAAGAAUAGGAGGCAGCGGGACAGGACGCCGCAACAACAACCAAAUAGACCGGAGAUGCUAGUACCGGCGCAGUACGCAGGUCCUCAAGGUGGUUUAGCACAAGCUUUACUUCCCAACGCCUAUUACCACCAACUUCAAGAUCCCGCGCAUUACCUCCAUGGCGGCGCGUAAAGUUGCC